UCUCUCAUCUUGAGCAAGGACUUUGCAAUAUGUGUAACGUGUGCAAGUGCUCAGUUUGUGGUUUUAGACAAGAAGUGGUUGGACCGAGCUUAUGCACACUGGCGUGUCGUCGACUUUGACGGGCCAUCUGUGCUCGUAAUGCUAGCUUGAUGAAGGAACAUUUUGUUUGGUUCUCUCGAUUUUGUUAAGGAACGUUGUACCAUUAUAGACUGCUCCCAAACCUAACGAGUUUGAAGCGAGUGACGAGGGCUUCAGUUUGUGGAUAUUUUCCCAGUUUCGCAUGCAUGUGAUAAUGUAGCCAGAGGCUGGUCCGGAAUGGGUCGUUAAGGCGGUUUACCUCGCUGUUGAGGGCACUAGCGUGCCCUUAUCUGCUUAUGGUUUACCGCUUACAAGGGAAGAUCACCGGUGGACCGAUGUUACGGCAGUUUGUCUUCAAUGGUGUGUUGUGGAGUAACUCACUGUUCAUUCGCUGACGGUGACGAGUUCAUUUGUGCGUUUCUCUCACUGUUUGCUAUGUUGUCCUUCCCUAUACCGUCUGCCGCGUGAAAUUGCACAGUCUGCGGUCGGAUGGACCAUACGGUUGUAUCAGGAUUCUAUGAGGUUUUCAACACUCGCAGAUGUGCUUCACAGUGGUAGUUCUACGAAAUCAAAGGAGGCUCAUUUUCGAGUUUCUCUCGGUGAUUUGAGUGUUUUCCCCUUUGCAUGCCGUUUCCGCAUAGACUGUUCACUUUGCGGUGUUGUUGAAACCGCGAUUUGGACCGGGUUUUUGUAAGCUUGAGAUCUCCAGUAGCACGCUAGCAUCUUUUUUGACCUGCAAGGACUCGAAAUAUGUAUAUUUUGGCGUUUCUCUCGCAUGUUUGAGCUUCAUGUCGCGCUCUGCCUGUUACCGUGCGAGCCACUCGCUAUCUUGUUCGAUUGCAAAUGCGCGCUUGGACCGGGAUUGUGGCACCUUUUGUAGAACUAGACUGGUUCCUUAUAAACUAAUGUGGAUACGACCUGUGAGUUACGAAUUCAGCUGCGGUACUAGUGAACACGAGUUGCAAGACAUCAUCAUCACACAGCAGUUAGAGGUAGACGUAGACGCAGACGGGGUUGUCCCAGACACACCAACUCAUCAAGAUGCCUCUCCCUGCAGCCUUGGCAGCUCGGCUGAGAAAACGAGGGAUUCUACAAGACGGCACUUCCCCACAAGAUCCUCAUGAGGAAAUCAUAGCGCAGGAUUACUCCACGGAAGACAUGCCGUCACAGCAGAAAGCGUCUGCUGGUGAGGAUGCAGUGGUGGCCCCAGCAGCCGGAGAGAGCCUCCCCCCAGGCUGGUUUAAAGUCAAGGAUCAUGUCAGUGGGUAUCACUAUUACUGGGACGCAGAAAAAGAUUUAGUGUCGUGGCUGCCCCCUAGUGAUCCCAAGGCUCAGGUCACCCUGCCGGCAGUCCAACUGAAUGAAGCCCAGGACCACAAGACCAAGACACAGUCACAGCCCCUGCCGCCCGGCACUGAAGUAAGGAGUGCGAACGAAAUCCGGCACGAGAGACCCAUGGUCGGCACAAUUGGACCAAUGCGGCCAGGAUCCGAGCCCCGACGACAGGCAGAGAGACCCUCACCGUAUCAGAAGUCACAUCGAGAAGACAGAGAAUCGCAGCGACACCGAAGUAAAAAAGAUGACGAGUUGGAUCCCAUGGAUCCUAGCGCAUAUUCUGAUGCACCAAGGGGUAACUGGUCAGCUGGCCUUCCCAAGUCAAAUGAAGCCAAGACAGGAGUGGACACCACAGCCAAUGGUCCCUUGUUCCAGAUGCGGCCGUAUCCCAACCCAGGUGCAGUCUUGCGAGCAAACGCAGGCAAAAAUGCCGGAAAAUGAGUACAUCAAGAAGCCACAGAGAUUUCCUUCAUCUGCUGUCAUUUUCAUGACUUGCCAGAUGCCUGUUUCAUGUAUGGCUCUUCUACAAAGCAGAUUACCACGCUGUGCUUUUCAAGUAAAUAUAAAUAGGCUCAAUUCUUCUUGCAUACUUUUUUAAUUAUCUUUCACAUUUCUAUAAACAUUUCAGAAAUUAAUUUUGGCUUAUUUUUGGCUGGCCCUAAAAUUAUGUCACUGGUUAUUACACAUUCUGGCCAAAUUGCAUGUAGCUGUUCAGCUGGAAAAUGUAGUGAAACUCAUUUGGGUAUUGUAAAAGAGCAGCAUAGAAUAGCUCAUUUGGGUUUGAACAGUGAACUAACUGGUUUGCUUCAUGGGAGCGCAUCUGUGAUGCUGCCUGGAAAACUGUUUCGUUGGGCUGAAUGCGAUCAGUUGUUGUAAAAUGAUGCCAAAAGGCAACGUGCCACGAUGGGCAACUAGUGUAGUCAUCUCCAAAAAUGGCUUUUUUCAUAUUCAAAUGUCCACUGUUUUUCUUCAUUUUAAUUUCAACUUAGAAACUCCAGAGGAACCUCAUUAAUAAGAGGUCCCUCAGUCUUUGCAGAUUACCUCGUUACAACAGGAACCUUGUAAUUAUCAGAAAUGAAAACAAUGAAGAACAAAGGCCUGGGACCUAAAAAUAUCCAUGUUAUAAGCAGAAUGUUGUUUUAGUGUUCUUAGGAGCAAGGUUGGACUGUAGCCCUGACAGAAUCUUCUACACAAUUCUUUGUUUGAUGUUUAGACUCCCUCCUAACCCCACCUCUUGCCCCUCCCCCCCCCAGUUUUGUUAGUGCUGUUGGCUGUCACCAGCACUCACUGGCAUCAGAGUGACCCCACAGAAAUAACAUUUCCGAAUUCCCCUUUAAAGCGUGUCCUUCGGGAGAAAAAGGUGGUUGACUCACGGUAUGAUUUAAUGGGGUCUCUGCCUGAAACUCCUUGGCAAGAGCCAAGUCCUUGGCAUCUUCAUUAUCGUCUGCAUUAUAGGAUUAUAGGAUAUCAUUUCUCUAGCUAGCUUUUACACUUGACUAUUGACGUCAUUGAUUCCAUGAACAGUCACUCAGUAAUUCACGAAGUACAUCAGUUAUACCCAUUUCUUGUUGCUGUGUAUGAGAGAUCGGUAUUUUUUCGCUAAAUCACAACUACAGUUGUUUCAGUCUACAAUAUUGUAUUCCUCCGCUGUGAAUAAACUUAUCUUAACUAAACAAAUUACAAAUUCA
This is a messenger RNA of Acanthaster planci (crown-of-thorns starfish), 3101 nucleotides long. It is a transcript of the gene pqbp1, whose product is annotated as polyglutamine binding protein 1. Gene Ontology annotation, biological process: alternative mRNA splicing, via spliceosome. The record is from RefSeq and is a predicted model, not a curated record. Gene Ontology annotation, molecular function: protein binding; ribonucleoprotein complex binding. Gene Ontology annotation, cellular component: nuclear body; cytoplasm. Lineage: Eukaryota; Metazoa; Echinodermata; Asteroidea; Valvatida; Acanthasteridae.